AUGCUGAACUCAUCCGCCUCACAACCAGCUCUAGGUGUCCUGACCUCAUGGCAACCGUACAUCCCUUCGGCCAUCAUUUUGGGUAUGAUCGCGAUAAUUUUUGGUAUCACUCGUCUUGUGAAGGAGACCCAUAGAGGACGUAUAGCAUCGAGGCAUAACGAGAAGAAGUCGGACCAUCGUAUCGAGCAAUCCCCUCGUCGUCAUGACGCUCAACUUGACAUCCUACAGCCGAAAACCACACCUACAGCUGAGCUAGAUCAGAAAUUAUAUCUAGCUACCUUUCCCGAUCUCGCUCGAGUAGCGGAUUUGGCUAGUGAGACGGACAGGCAUCGUCUGAUCAAGGACAAGGAGUUAUAUUGGAAGUUGCAGAAUCUGGAGGAUCAUCGGGAAGGAGUACUACAGGAAGCUCGUGCACGACUGGUCGGGCUAUUUGACCAGACUUUGGCUGAAUCUCUCAACGAUCCCUCCGACACUAUCCUGUCCUUGCGUUCAUUUGAUUCAUCUUCUCUCCAAACUUUCCUUCAGAAAUCACACCGGUCGGCUGCAAACCGCUAUGAAACGUAUCUCGGCAGGCGCAAAGCGGGUGGCCCUAGAGAGAUGUUUCCUACAAGGGAGUACGCGCUAGAAUGGCUCAGAUUGGCGGGUGUGGUCAAGUACGUGGAUGGAGGCUGGCUGGGGGGUAUACUGGGUGUAGGGACCGGAAGAGCAGCAUGUCUGGGCGAGCCAAGAGACAACGCAGACGGGAAGAUAAGAAAUGGGAAUCUGGAAAGAGUAGUUAGUAAGAUGGCUUGGCAAGUGAUUUCAGAAGAAUUCGGGGAUGGAGAUUUGCAGAAGAACCAUAUCUAUCUCUAUGAGAAACUCCUCAACGACAUUAAAGCUGGUUCUCUCCAGGCCAAUGGAUCGACCGCUCCAGGACAUAUGGAAGGAUUCGAUGGGCUUAGAGACGAUCAGGGAGUGCUUAGAUGUUGGGAAGCGGCGGUGGCACAGCAGUGUAUUGGUCUUUUGGCAUCGACAAGAGAAUUCUUCCCUGAAGCUUUGGGCUUCAAUAUGGCCUACGAGUCGCUACCAUACCAUUUACUCGUCAGUGCGAGAGAAUUGAAAGAACUGAACAUCGAUAAUUACUAUUUCGCGAUUCAUGUUACUAUCGACAACGCCGAUUCGGGUCACUCAGCCAUGGCUCGUAUGGCCGUUGAGAGAUACCUCGAAGGAAUAAGAGAGAGGGAUGGCGAGGAAGCUAUGGAGAAUGUAUGGAGAAGAGUCCAAACGGGCUAUAUCCUUGCUGAAGGGCUGCCGACGACCCCGAGUGGACCCGUCGAAUUCGAGUCUACGGUAGGUGCAGGCGGAACGACAUUUUGGCAACCUCGCAAAUUCCCGGAUAGACCUCCUACACCGGCUGAAGCUAGAUUGGUGGAUGUGAUCAUGCGAAAAGCAGGAGCAGCGGAGAAAAUGCACUGUACAUCAAGGAUGAAAAUCGGUAAUUUGACCGUAGAAGAAUGGUUAGAACCUGAAACCCUCACCCAAGUAAAAACACUGUCUUUCAUCCGAGCGCUGGCGAGUAAACGACCUUUUGUCAUGCCUGGAGAACCAUCGCGGAGUCGGUUUAUGAGAGAUCUAGAGUGGGGCGGAAAGAUGUUUGGUGCAUUCACAGGAUCGGAAUCGCAUGUGGUCAAGGAAUGGAUCAUCUCGCUCGGACCUAAAAUCAUGCCAGAACGGGCGUAUGAGAAAUUUGCUGGUCCAUCAUUUGCGAAAGAUGAGGAUCUCAAGAGUCACACUACGACAACUGCAUUCGAACAAAGAGCCAAUGACGUUUGGUACGUCCAUGAUCGUUCGCCUAUACCUCAAAUACCCUCGCAUAAUCUGUUCAUGCCAUCGGACUUGAUCGCACAGCCUAGCUACACUCAGUCCAUCCGCAUCGAGUAUGCUCUCAUACGUCCAAUUUGGUAUGUUGCCACCUCACUGUUCGAAUGUUUCCCACUUCAACCAUCUCACUUCGCCACGCCUUUAGGAAUGUACGCUCUGCGACUGAUUCGUGCUCAACUUGGAUUCGGAGCAUUACAUCUUCCCGAAGAUAUCUGCGCGGGAACCGAUGACCUGGUGUUAGAAAGACAGAAACAGCAAAUGAAAGGUUUAUGGGAAUUGGGGAAGAACAUGGAUUCCGCUUCUGGUAUGACCACUUCGAGCGAUAUCAAAGAAAUCGCCAAGCGAACACCUGCAGGAGAGACCAACACUUUUUGUGCGAAAAUGUUAGAUCUGAGAGCGAGGCCUUAUGCGAACGCUCCCGCCAUCUUCGGUGUUUGCCUCGCCAUUUGUCAAGGAUUACAUUCAAACCCAAGUGUCAUAGACUUGUUAAAAGAAGAACAGGAUCGCAUGUCCAUGCAAAGGAUCGUAGACGAACAGGUGACCACUAUAUCGGAGUAUGUUAGAUACCAAAAUGAUCAGUCAGAUACCGAAUGGGAAGAAGAGUUUGUAAGAGGUUUCAUGUGGGCGAAAGGCGAGUUAUUAGCUAUAUCAUCUUAA
Kwoniella botswanensis is the source of this 2517-nucleotide messenger RNA. RefSeq lists its product as uncharacterized. The record is from RefSeq and is a predicted model, not a curated record. Lineage: Eukaryota; Fungi; Basidiomycota; Tremellomycetes; Tremellales; Cryptococcaceae. The coding region runs from base 1 to 2517 and encodes 838 amino acids. The transcript has 2 exons.